ACGGCUUCCAACUUCCCCCAAUUUUUUCUCUCCUCUUCAUUUUUCCCUUUUUUCCUUCGCCUCGAAGUCUCGAUCUCCGGCCACCGCGCGCGCUCGCCAUGGCGUCGGCGGCGGCGGCGGCGAACGUGAUGCUGGCCAUCCACGAGAAGAAGACGACGCCCACCGACCUCUACCGCCCGCUCCGCCUCUACAUCUCCUCGGCCUACUCGGAGCGGGAGGCGGCCGCGGCCGACGACGACCUCGCGGCGGUGCGCGACCUGCGCGCGGCCGUCGAGCAGCCGUCCCUCCCCGACGCCUCCUCCCUCGAGCAGCGCCGCGACGCGCUCCUCGCCUACGCCCGCGCGCUCGCGCUCGUCGAGCCGCGGUUCCCCAUCUCCCCCGACCGGGGCCACGUCCACUCCCUCACCUUCACCUGGCACGACGCCUUCAAGACCAGCAAGAAGGCGGCCCUGCCGUCCGUGCACCUCGAGAAGGCUGCCGUGCUCUUCAACCUCGGGGCGGUCUACUCCCAGAUCGCGCUCGCCGCGGACCGCGCCACCGACGUCGGGAUCAGGACCGCGUGCGGCUCGUUCCAGAGCGCCGCCGGCGCGUUCGCCUGGAUGAGGGAGAGCGGCGCCGCCGCCAAGGCCGUCGCGGCGGGGGCCACCACCGUCGACGUCACCCCCGAGUGCGCCGCGAUGCUGGAGAAGCUCAUGCUCGCGCAGGCGCAGGAGUGCUUCUUCGAGAAGGUCAUAGCCGGUGGGAAGCCUCCCGCGUUGUGCUCCAAGGUGGCCCGCCAGGUGGGCGUAUUCUAUGAAGAGGCAUAUGCAGCUCUUAGUGCGGCUCCUCUUAGUCAGCACUUUGAUAAGACAUGGGUUUCACAUGUCCAGCUGAAGGCAGCUCAGUUCUAUGCUGAUGCUUGCUAUAGGUGUUCUUUGGAUCUUCACGAGAAAGAAGAAAUUGCCCAGGAAAUUGCACGUCUAAAGAUUGGAAUUAGUGCCUUGGCAGAUGCCAAGAAGGCGGCCAGGGGAGUCGCUGCUCCACUUCUUGAUUCUGUUAAUAAGCUGGAAAGUAAUAUGAAGACUAACUUGGAGAGGGCUAUGAAAGAGAAUGAUCGUGUUUAUCUGAUGAGGGUUCCGGACGCUAGUUCUUUGGGUGCACUCCCUGCAGCAUCUCUUGUAAAGCCUACAUCUUUGGCUGAUGUUCUAGAUGCUAGCAAAGAGAGGCUUUUUUCAUCACUUGUGCCUGAUGGCAGCAUGAAAGCACUUUCCAAGUACACCGAGAUGGUAGAUAACAUUAUCCGGACCCAAGCUGAGAAAUUGCAGCAAGCCAGUGAGAUCACUAGAGUUAGAUUGAAGGAAAUGGACUUGCCUGAUUCCAUUCUUUCAUUGGAAGGUAAUAUCACCUUACCUUUAGAUCUGAAGGAAGACGUUGAGGCUGUUCAGAUAAGUGGAGGCCCUGCUGGAUUGGAAGCGGAGUUGCAGCAGCUUAGGGAUUUGAGUAGAGUCAAUCAGGAAUUACUUGUUCAGACUGAAGAGAUGCUGCAGAAGGAGGCGAAUGAAGAUGCUCAAUUCCGGACACAAUUUGGGAGUCGUUGGACUAGACCUCAAUCUAGCACCCUAACAAAAAACAUUCAAGACCGAUUGAAUCUGUUUGCUUCAAAUCUUAAGACAGCUGGUGAUAGUGAUUCUCAGAUUGAGAGAAGUUUGAAGGAGAGCUAUCCAUUGAUGUCUAUUCUUGACAAAAGACCGAUAGAGUCUGCACUACCGAGCAUUUCCAGGCCUAUUAUGUCCUUGGAUGGGAAUGAGGAUGCUAUUGUUGGAGCCCUUAAACAAAGCUUGAGGCAACUAGAAUCUCUAGGAGCACAGAGGGCAGGUCUUGAAGACAUGCUUAAAGAAAUGAAGAGAAAGGAUGACAUACUCCCUAAGUUGAUGGCUGGUGUUGGUUCACAUGAUGAUCUUUUUAAGAAGGAGAUUUCAAAAUAUGAUCCUAUCUGUGCUGAGAUAGCUGAUAACAUUGUGACACAGGAACAACUGCUGCUACAAAUACAGGCACAAAAUGAACAGUUUGCUGCUGUGUUCAAUCUAGAGGAUUACAAAGUUUCUCGUGAGAGAUGUUACAAGCAAAUUGCUGUGGCUGUUGCUAAAUAUCGGGAUAUCAAGAAGAACAUUAAUGAGGGCCUAAACUUUUAUGUGACGUUACAGGAAGCAAUUGGCAAAAUAAAGCAGCAGUGCAGUGACUUUAUAAUGACCCGAAACAUUCAAUGCCGUGAAAUGAUUGAAGAUGUGCAGAAAAAGUUAGCGGGUUUCAGCUUCUCAUCUUCCAGCCAAGCAGGCAUGCAGAGGAACACUUCUGCUCCAUCAGAUCAUAACAGUCCAUCACCACAACCACCACCGCAUGCUCCCCAUGCUCAGGGCCCCUAUGGUGUUCCACCUGGGGGUGAUUCAAGACCUGGGUACUCUCAGCCCGAGGCAAGACCUGCCUACUCACAGCCGUACCCACCCUAUGGCGCGCCACCGCAGCAGCCUCCCUAUGGCGCGCCACCGCAACAGCCUCCCUACGGUGCGCAACACCCUGGUCACUACCAGCAGCCACCGCAUCAGCACCCUGGUCAACAAGCAUAUCCUGGAGGAUGGCGAGGACAGUACUACAAUCCACACCAGCCGCCGCAGCCUCAGCCCCCAUAUCCUCAGCCACCGUACAAUGCCCAGGGGCCUUACCCUCCUCACCAGAGCAACUACUACAGGCCUCAAUGAGAGAUGGUUUUGAGAUUGCAGAAACUAUUUGUUGGCUUCAUUUUCCUCGGACCGUGCAUAUGUGAAUUACGUUAUAUGGCGUUCUUCCUACAGGUUCAGGUGGUGUGAUAUCAACUGUGGUCAGGUUGGUUAGACAAUAGCCUGUAUCAUUUGUGCGUACUAAUAAUGUUGAAUAUGAUAAUACAGGCCAUACCAUAUCUCCAUUAUAUUUGCCAUUGCUGAGCUUCUGUAUCU
Molecule: messenger RNA, 2969 nt
Organism: Oryza brachyantha (malo sina)
Lineage: Eukaryota; Viridiplantae; Streptophyta; Magnoliopsida; Poales; Poaceae
Product: vacuolar-sorting protein BRO1
Exons: 8
Coding region: 99-2735 (878 amino acids)
Biological process (GO): protein transport to vacuole involved in ubiquitin-dependent protein catabolic process via the multivesicular body sorting pathway
Cellular component (GO): endosome
Molecular function (GO): protein binding
Source: RefSeq, a predicted model, not a curated record